UCCAAGCACAAAGAACAACGUCAAUUCCGGGUUAUUUCCGGAAUCGAAUUUUUGUUAAAUUUUCCAUUAUCGAACAUGCAAAAUUGGCAAAUGUGACAGCAACAUUUGGAACGGUUCGUAUAAAGCAUAUUAACACUGUGCCAUAUGUUUAAACAGGAGCGGUGUUUUUAGACAACGUAAAAAAACGUAGCGAGCAUAUGCUAAUGUGGAAGUAUGUGCCUGCUCUCUAGGAGCGAUGGAGAGGCUAAUAUCCAAAGUGACAGAGAAACAUGUUCUCUUCACGGUUUCUUUCGCUAUACGUCUUGCUUUGGUCGCUUAUGGAGAUUUCCACGACAGAACGAUGGUAGUCAAGUACACUGACAUCGACUAUCAUGUGUUCACGGAUGCUGCGAGGUUCACUACGAAGGGCGAGUCCCCGUACAACAGGUCAACCUACCGAUACACACCUCUACUGGCAUGGCUGCUCACUCCGAACAUUUAUAUCCACGUGGUGUUUGGCAAGCUCCUUUUCAUCCUAUGUGACGUGCUGUCCGGACUGCUGAUCUACAGAAUCCUAUGCCUACGGGGUCUUGGCUUUGAGACGGCACGGCGGGUUUGUUCGCUGUGGCUCCUCAACCCCCUGCCGAUGGGAGUAUCCAGCCGAGGGAAUGCUGAGUCCAUCUUGGCCGCUCUGGUGCUGGGGACACUACUUUGUAUAGAGGGCCGACGCAUGACGUGGGCAGCGCUGCUCUACGGCCUGUCUGUUCAUAUGAAGAUCUACCCCAUCACCUAUGCUCUGCCCAUUGUUCUGACUCUUCGCACACCACAGAUCAGAAGAGAGGAAGAGCAAAAAAUGUGGAGGAACAUCGUUGGCUUCUUGGGAAGUUUCUUCAACAGGGAGUUGUUCCAUUUCGCAAGUGUGGCCGGAGGUCUUUUUUGUGCCCUCACAGCACUUUUCUAUCACAUGUAUGGUUGGACAUUCCUUCAUGAGACUUACUUGUAUCAUCUAACUAGAAGAGACAUUCGACAUAACUUCUCUCCAUACUUCUACAUGCUCUACCUUACUGCAGACAGCAGCUGGAGCCAGUGGCUUGGGCUGGUGGCGUUCCUUCCACAGUUGAUCCUCCUGUUGGUCACGUCGUGGGCUUUUCACCGUGACCUGGCCUUUUGCUGUUUCCUACACACCGCCAUCUUUGUCACUUUCAACAAAGUCUGCACAUCACAGUACUUCCUGUGGUACCUGAGUUUACUUCCUCUGGUCAUCCCUCAUUUGAGUCUUUCACUGAAACAAGGAGUGGGACUGCUGCUCCUCUGGUUUGCUGGACAGGCUGUGUGGUUGGUCCCAGCUUACUACCUGGAGUUUGAGGGCUACAACUCCUUUCUGUUCAUCUGGCUUGCCGGACUGCUCUUUUUGAUUGUUAACUGCUUCAUCUUGAUACAGCUCAUCGUGCAUUACGAACCAAAACUGACAGCAAAGAGACCCAAGUUUGAUUAACCCCGCCAUCUGCAGGAAUGUGCAAGAACUUUUCACUGUGAUUGGAGCGUCAGUAUGAAGACUGAUACCAUUUCUUGUUUGGAUUUUGUUUUUUUUAUUUACAUUUUUUUUAACUGCUUAUUUUCUCAUCUAAAUUAUGGUUUUUCAGAAAAUAUUAGAAAUUGUAUACGCACCCCGGAAUGUUCGGCAGGCAUUCACAGGCCAGGGCACAUAUAGACAACCAUUCACAUUCUCAACUUUUAUUAUAAUUAACAUUGAUUGUAAUGUACAGGCGGCACGGUGGCCGACUGGUUAGAGCGUCAGCCUCACAGUUCUGAGGACCCGGGUUCAAUCCCCGGCCCCGCCUGUGUGGAGUUUGCAUGUUCUCCCCGUGCCUGCGUGGGUUUUCUCCGGGCACUCCGGUUUCCUCCCACAUCCCAAAAACAUGCAUUAAUUGGAGACUCUAAAUUGCCCGUAGGCAUGGCUGUGAGUGCGAAUGGUUGUUUGUUUCGAUGUGCCCUGCGAUUGGCUGGCAACCAGUUCAGGGUGUACCCCGCCUCCUGCCCGAUGACAGCUGGGAUAGGCUCCAGCACGCCCGCGACCCUAGUGAGGAGAAGCGGCUCGGAAAAUGGAUGGAUGGAUGGAUGUAAUGUACAGUACUCUUGACUCAAUUAAGCUGGGCCUUUCCAGUAAACUCCUUUAAUUGUAUUGCAAUGUUCUAUUGAAAGGGUUCCACCAAACCUUGAACUGUCUGAGAACUUAACAUUCAGUUGGACAUAUCCCAUGGUAAUAUUAUUUUAGGGUCAUUAAUGCUAAUAAACUUAAUGAAGAACAUUUUGUUCUGUCAUGGGAAAACUGCA
This is a messenger RNA of Phyllopteryx taeniolatus (common seadragon), 2313 nucleotides long. RefSeq names its product phosphatidylinositol glycan anchor biosynthesis, class M (gene pigm). Gene Ontology annotation, biological process: GPI anchor biosynthetic process. Bases 236 to 1474 code for a protein of 412 amino acids. Gene Ontology annotation, cellular component: glycosylphosphatidylinositol-mannosyltransferase I complex; membrane. The record is from RefSeq and is a predicted model, not a curated record. NCBI's taxonomy places the organism in Eukaryota, Metazoa, Chordata, Actinopteri, Syngnathiformes, Syngnathidae. The transcript is spliced from 8 exons. Gene Ontology annotation, molecular function: alpha-1,4-mannosyltransferase activity; GPI mannosyltransferase activity.